AUGGGGUGCGCCUCGUCGACGUUCCUCGAGGACGACGACCGCCGCAUCAUCGGCGUCUCCGCCUCCUCCUCCUCCCACAUCGUCUCCCUCACCUCCUCCACCUACGGCAUCCUCACCUACAACCCUACCUCCGACGCCCCUACAUCCACACCUCCACCGCCACCACCGCCUCCCCCGCCCUCCAGGUCCAAGCCCAAGCCACCCGCCGACGCGCCGCCGGAGGACGAGCCGCAGCCGCAGCCGGAGGCGGAGGUCAUCAACUCCUGGGAGCUCAUGGCGGGCCUCCACGACCCCACCACGCCGGCCAAACCCAAGCCCACCGCCACCGCCUCCCCGCGCCGCCCCACCGCCGACGGCAAGCCCCCGCGCUGCAUCCGCUUCCCGCUCCGCCCCAUCGACGGCAACACCCCACGCCCCGCACCCACCCCCACCCCACCUGCCCCCCGCUGCCCGCCGGGCGGCGCGCACUGCGCGGUGCUCUACACCACCACCCUCCGGGCCCUCCGCGACACCUUCGAGGCCUGCAACGCGGCGCGCGCGGCGCUGCACGCGCACGGCGUCGCCUUCCGGGAGCGCGACCUCUCCAUGGACCGCGGCUUCCGGGACGAGCUCCGCGCGCUGCUCCCGCUCCCGCUCCCCCUCACCCUCCCGCGCCUCUUCGUGCGGGGCCGGCACGUCGGCGGCGCGGAGGAGGUGCUGCGGAUGGACGAGGAGGGCGCGCUGGGGCCGCUGCUCCACGGCCUCCCGCGCGCGCGCCCCGGGGGCCGGUGCUGCGACGGAUGCGGCGGGAUGCGGUUCCUCCCCUGCUUCGACUGCUCCGGCAGCCGCAAGGUCGUCGUCGCGGCGGCUGCUGGGGCGGUCGUCAAGGGGCGCAGGGAGAGGGGCGUGCUCUUGCGCUGCGGCGAGUGCAACGAGAACGGCCUCGUCCUCUGCCCCAUCUGCUCCUGA
Messenger RNA from Lolium rigidum, 948 nucleotides. RefSeq lists its product as uncharacterized. The transcript has a single exon. The record is from RefSeq and is a predicted model, not a curated record. The coding region runs from base 1 to 948 and encodes 315 amino acids. NCBI's taxonomy places the organism in Eukaryota, Viridiplantae, Streptophyta, Magnoliopsida, Poales, Poaceae.